Molecule: messenger RNA, 963 nt
Organism: Antechinus flavipes (yellow-footed antechinus)
Lineage: Eukaryota; Metazoa; Chordata; Mammalia; Dasyuromorphia; Dasyuridae
Product: olfactory receptor 52Z1P-like
Exons: 1
Coding region: 1-963 (320 amino acids)
Biological process (GO): G protein-coupled receptor signaling pathway
Cellular component (GO): membrane
Molecular function (GO): G protein-coupled receptor activity; olfactory receptor activity
Source: RefSeq, a predicted model, not a curated record
AUGGAUAAUUUCAAUUACACUUUCCACCCAGAUGUCAUCAUUUUGAAGGCCAUCCCAGGCCUAGAGAAAAUACAGUUUUGGAUCUCCAUCCCCUUCUGCACUAUGUAUGUGGUGGCCCUUGGAGGUAACUCCCUGCUGAUCAUACUUAUCUGGAUGGAGCACAGUUUACAUGAACCCAUGUAUUUCUUCUUGGCUAUGUUGGCUAUGACAGACUUCUUGCUCUGCAACACCAUCAUGCCAAAGAUGCUGGCUCUCUUCUGGUUCCAGGCUGAGUCCAUUUCUUUUCAGGCCUGCAUCACCCAGAUGUUUUUUGUCAUUUUCAUCUUUGUCAUGGAGUCAACAAUUCUUUUGGCCAUGGCAUUUGACCGCUAUGUGGCCAUUUGCUUCCCAUUGAGAUAUACCAUGAUCCUAACCCCAUCUGUGAUCAAGAAAAUAGCAGGAUUUUCUGUGGCCAGAGGUUUGGUCCUCACUUCCCCUUUUGUCUUUCUAGUUGAGCGCUUGCCAUUCUGUGGGAACAAUAUCAUUACUGAUACAUAUUGUGAACUAACUAAGAUUUCCAGACUGGCCUGUGCAGAUAUAACUGCCAAUAAUAUCUAUACUCUGGUAAUGUCAUUCUUGUCCACAGGUUUGGAUGUGUUUCUCAUUUCCAUUUCCUACAUGUUUAUUCUUCGAGCUGUCUUCCGAUUGCCAUCCCGUAAUGCCCAAUUGAAGGCUCUCGGUACUUGUACCUCUCAUGUUUGUGUCAUCCUCAUGUUCUACCUUCCGGCCUACUUAACAGUGCUGACCAGCCAACUGGGAUGCGGAAUCCUGCUGGCCAAUCUCCAUGUAGUUGUGCCCCCUGCAUUGAACCCCAUCAUAUAUGGUGUCAAAACCAAGCAGAUCCGGGAUAUUGUUAUAAUUAGGCUCUCCCGACUGGGCCUGUGGUGUGGUGGGGAAGGAGUUCAGGAAGACCAGACAAAUUAA